Molecule: messenger RNA, 1291 nt
Organism: Oryza brachyantha (malo sina)
Lineage: Eukaryota; Viridiplantae; Streptophyta; Magnoliopsida; Poales; Poaceae
Product: transcription initiation factor IIF subunit beta
Exons: 6
Coding region: 160-981 (273 amino acids)
Biological process (GO): transcription initiation at RNA polymerase II promoter; transcription by RNA polymerase II
Cellular component (GO): transcription factor TFIIF complex
Source: RefSeq, a predicted model, not a curated record
GAUCCUCGUUAGUUCAGCUAAUUGCUCCAACAAGCUCCAACACUACUCGCAAUCUCGCCGCCUCUUUCGUUCUUCCUUUGCCGAACCCAUCCCGAGCUCGAUCGAUCCCCUCUCUCGCGGAGCCGGCGAAGCGGGAGGAGUCGCCCCACGUCCACGGCGAUGGCCGAGGAGGCGAAGAGCCUGGAGACGGCCCGGGCCGACCGAUCCGUGUGGCUCAUGAAGUGCCCGACCGUCGUCUCCCGCGCCUGGCAGGAGGCCGCCACCGCUGCGGCCUCCUCCUCCUCCUCUUCGGACGCCGCCGCUGGCGCCAACCCGAACCCUAAUCCCGUUGUUGCCAAGGUCAUCGUCUCCCUCGAUCCGCUCCGCUCCGAGGAGCAGCAGCUCCAGUUCAAGAUGGAGAUGGCUCAAAAAGGCAAUGGAAAUACACCAAAGAGUUACUCUUUGAACAUGUUCAAGGAUUUUGUGCCAAUGUGUGUUUUUUCUGAAUCCAACCAGGGAAAGCUUGCAUGUGAAGGGAAAGUUGGGCACAAGUUUGACAUGGAACCGCACAGUGAUAAUCUUGCGAACUAUGGGAAGUUAUGCCGUGAGAGGACUGAAAAGUCUAUGAUUAAAAACAGAAAGUUGAUGGUACUUGUGAAUGACAAUGGAAUGAGCAUGAGGCCGUUGCCUGGCUUGGUUGGUCUGAUGUCGUCUGGUCCAAAACAGAAGGAGAAGAAACCACUACCAGUAAAACCAUCAGACAUGAAAAGAACGAGAAGGGAUCGCAGGGAACUGGAAAAUAUUUUAUUCAAGCUUUUUGAGAGGCAGCCGAAUUGGUCACUUAAGAAUCUUAUGCAAGAAACUGAUCAACCAGAGCAAUUCUUGAAGGAGAUACUGAACGACCUGUGUUUCUACAACAAAAGGGGUCCAAAUCAAGGGACACAUGAACUCAAGCCUGAAUACAAGAAAUCUACAGAGGACGCUGAUGCUACCGCUUCUUGAAGUUUUAUCUUGCUUUGGUCUUUGGUCUACUUAAGUCUGUCCUUGACCAAUGUGGACUCCGACCGACAAACUUCGUUACUUGCUGCGUGCAAGGAGAUCCUAGAUACUUCGUUUGUUUCUUGAGAAACAUAUUUUGUACGCAUUAAGCGAUACAUUAUGCCAUUGUGGUGUUACUGGCUUCCAUAUGUCAAACUCAGAGUUCGGAUCGAGAUGCCCGGCUCCGAUAGAAUGUAGAAAAUUUGUGUGUAUAUUAGUAUUGGUUUUUCUUGGCAAAACUAAUAAAGAUGAUUCUCAUGAUCAAUUAAACACA